AUGGAGAAACGACAUUCACCCCCAGGGACGAAUGCCUCCGAUAUGGGCAAACUGGAAGAGGAAACCUCAACGGCACGGGAUGUCGACUUUGGCCAGGUCCUUGAGGUCGAAUCCACCCCUAAACUGCAAAGAAAAGUGCUACUAAAACUCGAUCUCUUGCUCAUUCCUCUGAUGGGUAUCUGUUACAUGCUGCAGUACAUGGACAAAUUAGCCUUAAGCCAGGCAACACUAUUCAGCAUGCGCCAGGACUUGGGUCUACAUGGUGACCAAUAUUCAUGGUCCUCUGCAAUAUUUUAUUUUGGGUAUCUCGCUUGGAGCUGGCCCAGUUCCUACCUGAUUGUCCGGCUUCCAUUGGGCAAAUAUUUAGCCGUUGCUGUCUUUCUGUGGGGUGGUAUUUUGAUGUGCCACGCGGCUUGCAAGUCAUUCGGGGGACUAAUGACGGCCAGAUUCUUCCUGGGAGUGGGCGAGGCAUCUAUUGCUCCCGGAUUCGCUCUCAUCACGGGAAUGUUCUAUAAGAGAGAAGAGCAGCCUGCGAGACAAGCUGCUUGGUUUAUUGGGAACUCCUUUGCCAACGUUAUUGGUGGCGUCGUCGCGUACGGAAUCGGGAAGAUCCAAAACAAUGGUGUCAACAGCUGGCAGUUGAUAUUUCUCGUCCUUGGUGCCGUCACAGCCGCAUAUGCCUUAUUGUUGUUUGCCUUCUUGCCGGAUUCACCAGCAACGGCAUUUUUUCUCAGCAGGACCGAGAGAGCGAUUGCAGUGCAGCGAACCCUUGAAAAUAAGACCGGCGUCAUGGACACGGGCAAGUUCAAGUGGAACCAAGUUCCAAUGGCGCUGAAGGAUCCUCAGACCUGGUUUUUGGUGCUUUACACGCUGUGUGUGAACUUCUGUAAUGGUGGCCUUACUAGCUUCUCUGCCAUCAUCAUCACGGGGUUCGGCUUCUCUACCUUCAACGCGCUCUUAGUCCAGAUGCCCAUCGGAGGUGCGCAGCUAGUCUUCCUCGUUCUAACUUCGGGUAUCGCAACUUUCGUGCGUUCCACGCGCAUAUUAAUGAUGAUUCUAAAUACGGCCGUUUCAAUGAUGGGUAUGAUUAUGAUCUGGAAACUGGACGAUGACAACCGUGCGGGCAAGAUGACUGGCCUCUGUUUUGGAUCGGUCUUUGCUGCCAACAUCCCUCUGGCACUCAGUCUUAUCACCUCCAACGUCGCAGGAUUCACGAAGAAGAGUGUGGUAAGUGCACUGGUGUUUAUCGCAUAUUGUGUUGGCAACAUCGUUGGACCACAAUUUUUCCUUGCGUCCGAGGAUCCUCAUUACCCCACUGGUAUCAAAGCUUCUAUGUCUGGCCUUAUCUUGGGCAUCUUCUUCCUCAUCUGCCUAUAUGUCUACUACAUCUGGGAGAACCGACGCCGAGACCAACUGUACGGUUCACCAUUACAAUUAACAGAGGCGGAAGAGUUGCACGAUGAGCUGUCUAGCAAAACAGACCGGGAGAUAGAGAGUUUCCGUUAUGUAUAUUAA
Molecule: messenger RNA, 1515 nt
Organism: Penicillium lagena
Lineage: Eukaryota; Fungi; Ascomycota; Eurotiomycetes; Eurotiales; Aspergillaceae
Exons: 4
Coding region: 1-1515 (504 amino acids)
Biological process (GO): allantoate transport; transmembrane transport; dipeptide transport
Cellular component (GO): plasma membrane
Molecular function (GO): dipeptide transmembrane transporter activity; allantoate transmembrane transporter activity
Source: RefSeq, a predicted model, not a curated record